Molecule: messenger RNA, 582 nt
Organism: Stylonychia lemnae
Lineage: Eukaryota; Ciliophora; Spirotrichea; Sporadotrichida; Oxytrichidae
Source: the annotation of a GenBank genome assembly
AUGGAUCAAAGAUCAAGAUCACAAGCUCCAGGAAAUAGAACUCAACAAUCCUAAGGCAAUGCCAUGGAAUCAUCUCAAAGGAGAACUAUCCAUGACAUGGAUGCAUUCAAGGAGAAGAAAUAAACAGAGUCAGCUCCCUUCUUUAGAACUGCACGAGUACAAACUUGCUCUCAUGUGAUGGUUAAAAACGGAAAAGCUAUAGCUGUAGCUUUCCCUCUUGAGAAAACAGGUUGGAAAAACCCAAAUUCCUAUGCCAAUACCAAGAGAUCAGUAGAGACUGAAUCAUGGGCUGCUUAGACAUACAAGUAGAGAGACAACUAUCACGCAGGAAUGUUAAAGAAACCUUUAGAGCCCUACAACCCAUACUCUUUCAGAAGCAGACUCCCUCAACCAACAGUAGUUAUGCCAUAUAAAAAUUCUUCAUAAAUCGUUAUCGGCGACCGUAGCACAGACGAUAAGAGAUUAUUCAAGACAACAAAUCAUCUAAUGCAGAUCCAGCCUAACCUUGAAAAUGCUGUUACAAAUGGAGGCAUCUUAGCUGCUCAAACUAAAUGGAUUCAUUAUAACCAAGGCAAAUAGUGA